Saccharomyces kudriavzevii IFO 1802 is the source of this 2355-nucleotide messenger RNA. It is a transcript of the gene SOK2, whose product is annotated as Sok2p. The transcript has a single exon. The coding region runs from base 1 to 2355 and encodes 784 amino acids. NCBI's taxonomy places the organism in Eukaryota, Fungi, Ascomycota, Saccharomycetes, Saccharomycetales, Saccharomycetaceae. The record is from RefSeq and is a predicted model, not a curated record. Gene Ontology annotation, cellular component: nucleus. Gene Ontology annotation, molecular function: sequence-specific DNA binding; DNA-binding transcription factor activity. Gene Ontology annotation, biological process: positive regulation of transcription by RNA polymerase II.
AUGCCUAUUGGUAAUCCCAUCAGCAGAAAUAAUAUUAAGCCCAACCAUAUGCACCAAGAUUCCAAUAUGAGCACCGUAAGCAAUAAGGAACGUACAAUUGAUCAGCCAGUGCAACAGCAGCAGCAGCAAUAUCUCGGUCAGAGCGUUCAGCCUUUGAUGCCCGUGUCCUAUCAAUACGUGGUGCCUGAACAGUGGCCUUAUCCACAAUAUUAUCAGCAACCGCCACCUCAAUCUCAGCAGCAACAGCAAACUCAGCCUCAGCUAUAUCAAGUGCAAGAGUCCUUCCAGAGUAGCGGUUCUGAUUCAAACGUUUCCAAUCCGCCGUCCACAUCACUAGCUAUUCCUUCCACGGCUAAUACCGCUGGUUUGCCAAAUGGCUCUGCAGUGGGUGGUAAUAACAGCAAUACUAAUAGUAGCAACAACGUGCCAUACUACUAUUACUUCCCACAAAUGCAAGGCCAACAAUCAAUGGCCUAUUCUUAUCCUCAGGCAUAUUAUUACUAUUCUGCAAACAGUGAUGGCACCACUAAUUCUAACGGCGUAGCGUCAUCUGCAACUAAUAUUCAAGCCCCAAAUUCUGAUUUGGAAAAAAACUACUCAACCUAUGAAUUACAGCAGCAACAGCAGCAGCAGCUACAAGCUCAACCUUACCCAACGCAUCCAUCAAAGAUUGGUAAUGUAUUUUCAAAAUCCAGUAGAUCGGGACCUCCCUCCGACUCAUCGACUGGUUCAAUGUCUCCAAAUUCCAACCGUACCAGCCGCAACAGUAAUAGCAGCGCGUCCUUAUCGCAACAACCUCCAAUUUCGAAUUAUCCACAACCUUCCACAUACCAGUAUCCCGGUUUCCACAAGACCUCCUCGAUUCCCAAUUCACAUUCUCCGAUUCCUCCCAGAUCUUUGACAACGCCAACUCAAGGUCCACCAGCCGUUCAAAAUGGUACAUUGAGUUACAACCUUCCUCAGGUGGGCUUACUAGCGCAACAGCAACAGCAACAGCAGCAAGUGAGCCCGUUGUACGAUGGAAACUCCAUAACACCGCCAGUCAAACCCAUCACAGACCAAGAUGCUUAUUUAAGUGCAAGCGGACAGGGAAAAUCGGAUCAACAGUAUGACCCAAUGGUGAAAGCCAUGAAUUCUUUCCAAACAACCACCAUAAGACACCCAAUGCCAUUAAUAGCCACUACUAAUGCUACAGGCAAUAAUAGCAACAGUACUUCCGCAAAUAUAAUAAGACCAAGAGUAACUACAACUAUGUGGGAGGAUGAAAAGACACUAUGUUAUCAAGUCGAAGCUAACGGCAUUUCCGUGGUAAGAAGAGCGGAUAACGAUAUGAUUAAUGGUACCAAGUUAUUGAACGUUACUAAAAUGACAAGAGGUAGACGAGAUGGUAUUCUGAAAGCAGAAAAAAUCAGGCAUGUGGUAAAAAUUGGCUCUAUGCAUCUAAAGGGUGUUUGGAUACCGUUCGAGCGUGCCCUAGCAAUAGCACAAAGAGAAAAAAUUGCCGAUUAUCUCUAUCCUCUAUUCAUUAAGGACAUCCAGAAUGUAUUAAAACAAAACAAUCCUGGUAAUGAAAGUAGCAGCAGUAGUAGUAGCGCUGGUCUCAAAUCUAUAAGUCCGUGCACAUAUUACCAACCUAUCGAUAAUUAUCAGGGUGUUAGUGCCCCUCCAAACGCAUCUGCUGUCCAAUUGGCAUACUCCUCAAUGAAUCUGAACAAUAAAAUAGUACCUAAUAAUCCUAUGCCAACUGUAACUACAAUCGCUCCCGGCCAAAGACCGAUGAGUAAAUACCCAAUGCCCAAUUCGAACCACGUUGAUGGAUCUGCGAUAACUAGUCUACAAAACCUUUCAACAGCAAUGCCAAUGAAGCAACAACCAGUCAAUAGCGCAGUUUCUCCGCUAUCUUAUCCACGCAAUACUAUAAUAAGUCCCGUGAGUAGGUUGGGAAAUACACCCAGCCAUUCAAAAGCCUUGGCACCUUCUCAACCCGCGCAAAAUACAAACCAAGCAUCUGAGGCAAAUGUGGGGUGUAUUCAUACGGGGAUCACUCUUCCAAAAGUGGGAUCUGAAUCGACAUCGACAUCGCAUCCUGAAUGGUCUAAGGAAGCCGGCAGUAUCAAUAACGUACAAGAUGACCAAAUUACAAAUGAGUCGCGAUCUAGCCAACUACCGAUCUCUGCACUGACUUCAACGGAUACCGAUAUGACAAGUGCAAGUGAAGAAGUGGCACAGUCAACCGAGCCUACCGAAGGUGAACUCAUCAAGGAACUUAAAUCUCCUGAACGGCAACUGGAUAAACCUGAAGAUGAUUUAAAAAAGGAAGCUGCCAUUGGUGAUAUGGAAAAGCAAGAUCAGUAA